AUGCUGACACGUUCUUCAGCACCAAAGAAACCCGACAGUGAUACCGAAAGUAAGACUUCUACCACAAGUUGUCCGGAUCUUGAGCUCGAAACACCUGCUAGAAAGCGUUUGCGACACAAGAACGACUUUACAACUUAUGAAAGCACGUUAUCAGUACCUGAGACAUCUACAUCGAAGAUGGCUUCGGGCACGGAUGCAACUCCAAAAAUUCCAAAAUUGAAAAUAGUGAAAACAGCCAGUCCUGCCGAUACUAGUUUUCGUAACUUUCGCCUCCGUCGCAUUGUCAAAGAGAAUCACGGCCACGACAUCAAUCAUUUGGCCUUCUUUUUCAAUCUGAGUAAUUAUGAAGCUCCUGUGGGAACUCUGUACAAAAAAAACUUUAAUAAACUCGGACACGUCGAAAGAAGUGUUCGGGACACAAGUAAUAUUUUAGCAAGUGUUGGCGACAUUCAGGCAAAUAUUUACGAUAACGAACAUUGUGGUGAUCAUUUGGAUAUUAUGUCCAAUUUCGCAGUGGACGAAAAAUCAGAUUUGGCUUCAAGCGAAUUAUUAACUUGUUGUUGGCUACAUCGCGAUGAUGAUGCAUUAUUGGCAAUAGCUGGAAAUUCUCGAGUAAUUUACAUCAUCAGCCUUACUCUCUCCAUUACUCUGCAAAAAAUGCAAGGACACAAUGGCAAGUGGAAACAUCCAAAAGAUGAUAUUCACUUAUUAUCUGCAUCUCAAGAUGUUAGUGUAAGAUUAUGGAAUACCAUUAGUGGCACGUGUUUAUACGCAUUUGAAAUAAAAGCUUCAGUAGUGUGUUGGAACCCGUCCGGUCAAACAUUCUUGACAGGAGGUUAUAAUGGAGAAGUACGCAUUUGGAAAACUCCAGAUUUAAUGUUUCCUCCCACACAACCUCCUUUACGCUUUUCACAAAAGGACUUUGAAACGCGUCAUAAAAAAUUCCACACAGGUCAAAUAGAUAGCAUUCGAUUUGCAAACAAACACGUACUUUCGAAAUCGAUUAAUGGUAAGAUUGAAUAUUGGAAUUAUGAGACUUUUGAAGUAUUAAGAUCUUUUGCUAUUAAGAAUGGAUCUAAUAAUCGAUCAAGGUUUGAUGUAAGGUAUAGGAAAGAAUUU
This is a messenger RNA of Acaulospora morrowiae, 1119 nucleotides long. The record is from the annotation of a GenBank genome assembly. Lineage: Eukaryota; Fungi; Glomeromycota; Glomeromycetes; Diversisporales; Acaulosporaceae.